CACACACACACACACACACACACACACACACAAAGAGAAAUCACACAAAGAGGAGAAGCUUGAUAAAUGCACCAAUCCUGAACUGAAAAUCGAGCAGCAGUUCUGUCAAAACGGACUCAUCCCCGGUGCGGUGCGCACGAGGAGGCAGGGUCCUGGGUGUCCAGACAGAGCCGCUCCACACCUGACUGAGUGCGCCUGCCUGGAGAGGCGGGACCGUGACCCGGUUCGACGAAAAAAAAAAAAAAAAAAAAGAGUGCAAACUGUCUGUCAGCCACCGUUCGCUCGGUAACGCCACCGAUCAUGUCUGACUGCAGGAGGCAGUGGAACCGGGAGGACGAGCUCCCGGUCUACCUGGCGGGGCCCAUCACGACCGGACCGAACCAGCGGAAGAGCUACGGAAUGUUCAGCUCAGUGGAGGGGGCGUUCGACAGCAAGACCAUAGACUUCGACAGCUACGCAGUGGGGAGGAAAGGGAGCCGCACCCCGAGGAGCGGGAGCCGGGAGAGGGUACUGGACACCGGUGACCCGAAAGGGAAGACGCCCGGCGAGGCCCGAGAGGGACCCGAGAGCAACUCGGCCCAGGAGACAAACGGUGCUCGAACCGGUGCGGAAGUCAGCUUCGCACCGGAGAAGGAAGACCUGGAUGGGCAGAGUGAACGGCUGCUGAUCAAAGGAGGGCGAGUGGUCAACGAUGACCAGUCUUUCUAUGCUGACGUCUACAUCGAGGAUGGGCUCAUCAAGCAGGUCGGGGAGAAUCUGCUUGUUCCAGGUGGGAUCAAGGUGAUCGAAGCCAAUGGGCGCAUGGUAAUCCCAGGGGGGAUCGAUGCCAACACGUGCCUGAUGAAGCCGUACCUCGGCAUGCAGCCGGUUGAUGACUUCCUGCAGGGCACCAAGGCAGCUCUUGCUGGAGGCACCACCAUGAUCAUUGACCACGUGACCCCCCAGCCGGGGGAUAGUCUGCUGGAGGCGUUCGAGCGCUGGCAGGAAGCGGCAGAUAAAAAGGCUUGCUGUGAUUACUCCCUGCACGUAGACGUCCCCCAGUGGAACGAGACCGCUAAGGACGAGUUGGAGAUGCUGGUGCAGGACAAAGGUGUCAACUCCUUUCAAGUGCACAUGGCUUAUAAAGAUGUAUACCAGAUGACCGACUCUCAGCUCUAUGAGGCGUUUUCCUUCCUGAAGCAGCUGGGGGCCGUGGUCUUAGUUCAUGCUGAAAACGGAGACCUGAUCGCACAGGAGCAGAGAAAAAUCCUUGGAAUGGGAAUUACCGGCCCUGAAGGCCAUCCUCUGAGUCGCCCCGAAGAGUUGGAAGCAGAGGGGGUGUUCCGUGCCAUCACUCUGGGGAACCGUGUGAACUGUCCCAUCUACAUCACAAAGGUGAUGAGCAGGAGCGCCGCUGACACCAUCACUCAGGCUCGGAGGAAAGGCUCUGUUGUUUUUGGGGAGCCAAUCACAGCGAGUUUGGCAACUGACGGCUCUCACUACUGGAGCAAAAACUGGGCCAAGGCCGCUGCUUAUGUGACCUCUCCACCUCUGAGUCCUGACCCCACAACCCCAGACCAUCUCCACACGCUGCUGGCCUGCGGUGACCUGCAGGUGGUGGGCAGCUCUCACUGCGCCUACAGCACUUCUCAGAAAGCAAUCGGUAAAGAAGACUUCACCUUAAUCCCCGAGGGAACCAACGGCGUGGAGGAGAGAAUGGGUUUCGUCUGGGACAAGGCUGUGGCCACGGGGAAGAUGGACGAGAACCAGUUUGUUGCUGUCACGUCAACCAAUGCAGCAAAAAUCUUUAAUCUCUACCCACGCAAGGGUCGCAUCGCUGUGGGCUCUGACGCUGAUGUGGUCAUCUGGGACCCCGACAGUGUCAAAACUAUCACUGCCAAACUCCAGCAAUCGGCUGCAGAAUACAACAUCUUCGAGGGUCUGGAGUGCCGUGGUGGUCCAGCGCUGGUGUUGAGUCAAGGUCGGAUAGUUUACGAAGGAAACAAGCUGCAGGUCCAGCAGGGAACUGGCAGAUUUAUUCCACGCAAGCCCUUCCCCGACUACGCUUAUCAACGUGUCAAAGUCAGAAAUCAGGUAGAGAACAAACAGGGUGUCACUCGUGGGGCGUAUGACGGCCCCGUGUAUGACGUUCCCUUGAACCCCAAAUACCUCACUCCUGCCCCGUCAGCCAAAACGUCCCCCACGUCUCACCAACCACCUCCAGUUCGCAAUCUGCACCAGUCCAACUUCAGCCUUUCAGGAGCUCAGAUUGACGACAACAUCCCUCGUAGGUCAGGACAUCGCAUUGUAGCGCCCCCCGGCGGUCGCUCCAACAUCACCAGCCUCGGCUAAACUGUGCAAACUUUUAGCUCUUGUGGGGUUUUUACACUUUGAGAGAGUAUAUGUGUAUGAGUGGCGUGAAUGAAUACCAUUGUAUGUUGGUAGUAUGAAACGUGAUGCACUCUUUGAUGACCGCUAGCUUUAAUCAGUUUGGCAUGGUCAUUCCUACGGUGAAGGAUCAGGGCAACUCAGGAAGAAAACCACAGGAGAGAGGUUUUUUUGUGUCCCAGAUUUUAUUUUAAAGUUGCUAUUUAGAGAUAAUAGCUGAAAUAUUAUUGUUGCAAAAAAAAAACAUAUAUUCAGUUAUCUUUCACUCUGCAUGUUGUUCUGAUUGCUCCCCACAACAAGCAAGCUCACAUGAAAGAUUUGACAAAUUUUCCUGCACUGGAUGUCUUUCCUGAUGCACCCUGGGCUUGAACCCCCAGCCCAAGGUUUAGGAGAGCAUAGCACCAAUCUACUGCAAUUUUAACAUUGUGACUAAAAUGUUGAAACUGGGAAACAAACAUAAGAAAAAUCCUCCUUGUUGUUUUUUUUUCCUGAGUGACCCUGGUCACAUUAAGAUUUAUGCUUCUAGUUGAAAAAAAAAAGUGUGAUUAACAAUCAGCUAAAACAAUCCUAAACUUCUAACAACCAAACUCAACCUGAAGGGUUUGUUCUUCCUCCUGAGCAUGAUUUUCCUCCUCACUCUUCUUCACGUCAGUUCAGACACGGUGCUACUUUUCUGCCAUCUGGUGGACAGAUACAAAAGGACAAAUUUAUGCUUCUGGCUUCAGCAUUUUAGCAGUACUGAUUUUAUUAUGUUGCGGAUAGAUCAGUUGCACAUGUUGCAUGGACAAAUAUUUAAACGGUGCACUAACUGUAGACAAUUGUUGGACUAACCAAGCACAUAAAACUGCACCUAAAGCACAUUUAUAUCAAACAGCACAAAAAUAGGCACACAUGCUUUGCAAUAUUUAACAAAUUCCACAUAUAUUUUCAACACAUUAAUGCAUCAUGAUGUUACUGCAACUGCAAUAAAAGCUUUGUGAGUGUUCUACACCAGAUUCUAUAUGCAAAUGUGUCAUUAAUCUCUAAAAUGUGACAGUAGAGGGUUAGCUGAAUGAAAAGUACUUUAGAAUUCAGUUUUAGAUCAGUGUCACAGCGUUUGUCCUAAUUUGUUGUCACCUUCAGGAAUCUAUCUUAACGUGGCAAAACACUGAGCUUGCUGCUGUAAAGCUGCUUCAGCUCCCACCAAUGCAAAAUGAAACUCUACUUUUUAUCAUUUUCUUGUGUUUUUGUCCCUUAUCAAACUAAAUCUAGUUGUUUCUUUUUUAUUUUCUUACAUUUAAUGUUUCUGUACUGCUCUACUUUCUGUGCUGUGUUCUGGUGUCUCCAGUGGAUUCACUAAUUAUUAAUAAAGACUCGACUUGUCAAAAACAGUAUAGAAAGAAAA
This is a messenger RNA of Austrofundulus limnaeus, 3751 nucleotides long. RefSeq names its product collapsin response mediator protein 1 (gene crmp1). The record is from RefSeq and is a predicted model, not a curated record. Gene Ontology annotation, molecular function: hydrolase activity, acting on carbon-nitrogen (but not peptide) bonds, in cyclic amides. The coding region runs from base 301 to 2331 and encodes 676 amino acids. The transcript has 14 exons. NCBI's taxonomy places the organism in Eukaryota, Metazoa, Chordata, Actinopteri, Cyprinodontiformes, Rivulidae. Gene Ontology annotation, cellular component: cytosol; cytoplasm.